Molecule: messenger RNA, 600 nt
Organism: Penaeus indicus
Lineage: Eukaryota; Metazoa; Arthropoda; Malacostraca; Decapoda; Penaeidae
Product: cuticle protein CP1499-like
Exons: 2
Coding region: 20-571 (183 amino acids)
Source: RefSeq, a predicted model, not a curated record
CUUCGAUCAGGAAAACAACAUGAGGGUUCUGGUUGUACUGGCAGUGGUGGGAGUGUGCUCGGCUGUCCCCUUCAUCCAGGACACGCCCGAAGUGCAGGCUGAGAAAGCGCGGUUCUUCCAAAGCUUCCGUGCUGCUCAGGCUGCUGCCACUCCUCAGCAGGCCCUCCAGCGCCCCUCGCCCGCCGUCCAGCCCCAGUGGUAUGGACCCGUAGCUGCCACCGUCCCCGCCGGCGUGGACGGCACCAUCACGCCCGUGUCCGACACCCAAGAAGUGGCCGCCGCCCGCAACGCCUUCCUCAACGCCUACAACGCACAGGUCAGGGCCACAGCUGGUGCUGCGCCUGCCGGUCCUUCCUUCGCCCCCGCCUACAGCCCUGCUCCAGCGCCUCCUGCCGCCCCCGUGCAGGCCAAGUGGACCGGCCCCGUGGCAGCCACCGUGCCCGCCGGACUGCCAGGCUCCGCCCCGCAGGUCGCUGACACCGCCGAAGUCGCAGCCGCCAAGCAGGAGUUCUUCAACACGUACCAGAGGCAGGCGGCAGCUGCGGCGCCUCCUUCGCGCAACUACUUCUAAAAGAUCUUAAUUUAUGAGAGGAAAUAAAU